Spinacia oleracea (spinach) is the source of this 9156-nucleotide messenger RNA. RefSeq lists its product as uncharacterized. The transcript is spliced from 5 exons. NCBI's taxonomy places the organism in Eukaryota, Viridiplantae, Streptophyta, Magnoliopsida, Caryophyllales, Amaranthaceae. The coding region runs from base 5801 to 7810 and encodes 669 amino acids. The record is from RefSeq and is a predicted model, not a curated record.
CAAGCGCAACCUUUAAUGUAAUUAAACCCAAACUCUCAUUUUGUCAGCUUCCGUGUUCAGCUCGGGCACCCCAUUGUCAUCUCCCUGCUCGAGCUCUCAUCUCCCUCCUCCUUCUCCACCGGCAAGCUCUCCCUCCUCCUUCUCCACCAGCAAGCACGCCCACUUUCGGGCUCUGUCUCUCCUCCCCAUAAAUACCCCCCUAAAUCCUCCAUAGAUUUUCCAAUAAACCAGAAUUUAAUCGAAGUUCGCUGCUGAAUUCGUAAGCUUGGAAGUUUGUUCGAAAAUUGCUUAAUUUUUGUUGAAAUCAAGUCAAAUUCUGACUUUUUGGUUCAUUUUUGCUCUCUUUCUCUCUCCUAAUUUUUCAAUUUCACAUUCAAAUUCCUUGAAAUUUGGUCAUAAACCCUAAUUUAAUGAAAUUAGAUCAAAUUGAUUUGCUUCUUUGGUUCGUUAGCUAUAUGUUUCAUCAAAACCUACUGCUAUCAAUCAUUAAUUUCUCGAGAAUUUCUCCAAUCGCAAUUACUGAUUUGCAUAAUUGAAUCAAACCAGAAAGUUUUGAGGAAUUGGACUAAGAGAACCAUUUUGAAGUUUUGACUAAUGGAACAUGUUUGGAGGUAGUGAUACUAAUCCUAUGCUUCCUAUUCACAUGGAUGGUGUCAGGUUGCCGUACAAUGCCAAUGUAGUGCCAUUGAUGCAAUUAGAUGCAACACCCUAGGUACCGUGAAUAAUAACCAAAUUGUGAAACGUGGAUACUAGUUAUGGGGGGAAAGAUAAGGAAAGGGAGCAUGGGACAAACAUGAGUUUUUGUCUUGUGGUUCUCAGCAAGGAAAUGAACGCUUUUAAAUCUAAAGAAACUGUGAAGCUUAUCGCAGAGGUUGAACAUAUUGCAGGAAAGAAGGGCACAUAACUUUAUAGGACUCUUGUUGAACUAAAAGGUGGUGAUUGGUUUCAUAAAGUGGUUGCUUGGGUUGGAGGUAGAAUUAUUACAACGGAACAUCAUCCAACGGGUAUAACUUCUGCUAUUUUGUUACUAUGUUCUAAGCCAAUAUUACAUCCAUAGAAAAAUAGAGGAUGCAAACUUAAUCCAAAAUGAUGUGGCAUCCAUCACUCUAUUAAUAACAAAAAAAAACAAUAUAUCAUUUUUUUAUUGUAAAAGCAAUAAUCAUUUCAAUUGAAGGAAAUUUGUGAUCCAUUUCUAGCUUAACCAACCUCAACUCUUUCUACAAUUGUGACUGAAUUAACAGGGUAUUAAAAUUACAAAUAUAGAAAACAUAACUUUAGUUGUGAUUCAUUGUAAUUUCUUUCAAUUACGUUGUCAAUGUGUAAUUUUUUUGUUGUAGCCGCUUAAUUUCGGUUGAAAGAAGAAAACUAGCGAAAUCUUUGCUUAAGACAACAAGGGGCCUAAACAAAAACAUUUUUUUGUUGUAGCCGCUUGGGUUCAUUUGUUGAUAUUUGGGAUCAAAAAUGCCAUUUUUGGCAAAAUAUGACCUAUAUCGAGGCAAAUGAGCCUUAGAUGUGCAUAAAGAACUUGAAAUGAGUUUCAUAAACAUAUAACUAAUCAUAUGAAUCAUGAAAAACGUUUAGAAUAUGGAAAUAGGUUCCUUUGUUGUUAGUUGGGAUCGAAAAUGCCAUUUUUGUCCAUAAAUGACCUAUAUCGACCCAAAUGACCCUUAGGGGUGCAUAACAAACUUGAAAUGAGAUUCAUAAACAUAUAACUAAUCAUAUGAAUCAUGAAAAACGUUUAGAAUAUGGAAAUAGGUUCAUUUGUUGGAAGUUGGGAUCGAAAAUGCCAUUUUUUUGCCAUAAAUGACCUAUGUCGACCCAAAUGACCCGUAGGCGUGCAUAACAAACUUGAAAUGAGUUUCAUAAUCAUAUAACUAACCAUAUGAAUCAUUGAAAAGGUUUUGAAUUUGAAUAUAAGUUUGUUUGUUGAUAGUUGGGAUAGAAAAUCCCAUUUUUGGCCAUAAAUGACAUAUAUCGACCCAAAUGACCAAUAGGCGUGCAUAACGAACUUGAAAUGAGUCUUAUAAUCAUUUGACUAAUCAUAUAAAUCAUGAAAAAGGGUUAAAAUGCGGAAAGAGGUUCGUUUGGUGGUAGUUGGGUUCGAAAAUGCCAUUUUUGGCCAUAUAUGACCUAUAUCGACUCAAAUGACCCAUAGGCGUGCAUAACGAACUAAAAAUGAGACUUAUAAACAUAUAAUUAAUCAUAUGAAUCAUGAAAAACGUUUAGAAUAUGGAAAUAGGUUCGUUUGUUGGUAGUUGGGAUCGAAAAUUCCAUUUUUGGCCAUAAAUGACCUAUAUCGACCCAAAUGACCCAUAGGCGUGCAAAACGAACUUAAAAUGAGUCUUAUUAACAUAUAAUUAAUUAUAUGAAUCAUGAAAAACGCUUAGAAUAUGGAGAUAGGUUCAUUUGUUGGUAGUUGGGAUCGAAAAUGCCAUUUUUGGCCAUAAAUGACCUAUAUCGACCCAAAUGACCAAUAGGCGUGCAUAACGAACUUGAAAUGAGUCUUAUAAUCAUCUGACUAAUCAUAUAAAUCAUGAAAGAGGGUUAGAAUGUGGAAAGAGGUUCGUUUUUUAUUAGUUGGGUUCAAAAAUGCCAUUUUUGGCCAUAAAUGACUUAUAUCGACCCAAAUGACCCAUAGGUGUAGACACCUACUUUUGUCCCCAUUCCCGAAAGGGAAAAGUUCGAUGAUGAAAACAUAAAUCUCCACUUGACAACGCAUCUCCUAUAAAAAUAACGAAUCUCAAUCACCUUCUCGUUUCACCCGAAACCUGCUAUUUAUAGAAACCUUCUAUUUAUGGAAACCUGCUUAAAAUAGUAACUGCCGUAAAGGGUAGCUUCUGAAAAUGGCAAGUCAUAAAAGAUAGACACCUGUCAGGAUUAGGUGUUGCACUCCAACAUAAAGCCUAAAUGAGAUAGAAAACUGCGAGAAUCCCAUGUUUCGGAAAUAAGAGUUACGUAUUAAUUAAAAUCCUAACGAGCCUAGAGUUCGUAACGGGCCCAGACGCAUUCCGUCAUGAAAUUGAUACGCACUAAAAGACUCGAUUAAGUCUCAAACUCUACGGAUUUCAGGAAUCCGAAUUUGACUAAGUAAACAGCCCAUACCCUAUUUUCAACGCCUGGCUCUGGGCGCCGAAAUCUUCGGCGCCCAGGCCUGGGCGCUGAAAAUACCUAGGUACGUGUUUUUUCCUAAUUCUUUGUGGAUUAGAACUCUGCAAUGCUAUCUUUCCACGAACUCUUCCCUAUAAAUACAGCCCCAAAUUCGACGUGAAAAGAACACACAAUUCAUAUUCUGAGUAUUGACUCCAACCCUUAGCCUAAGCCUCUCGCUGCGAAAUUGUUCACGCGUUCUGUCGCAAUCGAUCCAUAAAUCGAACAGAACGUAUCCCGUCCCAUAAUUUGAGAUUCGUUAAAUAAAAAGGAGAAAUAGCAAAGUCAAAGUGGUUAGUUUUCUGAGAACCGUGACGCACCUCUCAAGGGUGCGUCGUAAUGUGUCCCUUUUCGAUGAUUUAAUUGCUUUCCUCGCCCUUUUUAUGAACUGUUAAACUAACUAAAUCUGAUUGUUCUACCACGCCUAACAAAUAUAAUAUUUUUGGGAAAUUGGAUUAUCAUGCUAGGUCCCUUAAUGCUAUUUAAAUCAGAUAAUCGCGAUCGAUCUAGUAUUAUAUGUUGCAUAUUGCUAAAAUCAACUCAGAUUAGUUUAAUAGUUAACGCAUGUCCCUUCAAUUAUUUAUGCUGAGCUAGUAAGGAUGUCCUGCCUCUGGAGUUAUCGACGAGCGAGUACUCCUCUCGGUAGUUACAGUCCCCCAAACCCUCAAUCUCUACCUUGCGGGUGUAUGUUGAGAGAUCCCCACACCAGGGAUCACAAGAGAACCUACGGCCGUCGUGGUCAAACAUAAUUGUACUCCCUUUAUGUCACGAUAACCGGGUUUUGUCAGUUUUUCUCAUUGUCGUUAAAAACUGAAUGGCGACUCCUAUAUUACUAGUCAAUUGGGUGUAAACUCACAGGAAAUCCAAUUACACUUGAUUGAAUAAAAAGAAUCGUCACACCCACGAGGGACGAGGUCACGCAUUAGCCUCGUGCUUUUUCGACCCCCUCACAGUGGCGACUCCACUGGGGAUAGUGAAGGAAAUACUCGUGCUUGUAGGUAAUCAAAAUAGCCGAAGGGUGAAACGAUCCUACCCCGCGUUUAUUUCCCCAUCAAGUUGGGACGACCUGAAAAUCAGCAUAUUAAUGUGAACGGGCAGAACCGCAUAACGAAUCUCGGCUCCUUCGGGAGUUGGGACUAAGAAUACCUUUUUUCGUCAAUAGGGGGGUGCAUACGCCGCGCAUGUUGCCCACUCGGUACUUGUGCAGGUAGUACACCUAUCCCGAACCCAAUCGCUCGCUCAUUAGGUCCCUCUCGCCUGCAUGCCCCCUUGGCUUGCACUUGCGGGUUGGCCUCUUGAGCGAAAUUCGUCUGUUGAAGACACUACCUCGACCGGGGCAUGUGUUGGAUCUACGAUAGAAGCGGUAUCAAGCCAGGCGAAAAUAACUACCCAUAGAAGCCUAUCAUAAACUACAUGACAUGUUAUUAUCGCCUCAUGAUGAAUGUUAGUUAUGUGUAGCAAAAUAUGUGAUUGUGUGUGACAAACUAUCCUAGAAACCAACAACCUUAAAAAUUGCCCAAACAUUCAUAGACUAAUUUGCCAAAGAAUUAUACCGAAAUACGUGUUCCGCAAACCCGAACGAUCGCCACAAAAAUAAGCGACGCUCGGGAUGGCCUGUAACGAAUCCCACAAACGCUGCACAACGCGUAAAGGACGUUAUUAGGCAAGCACGCAAAAUCGAAGUUGCAUAAACAAAAGUAGACGUAAACAGAAAACGAGAAUCAGCCACGGACGCAUUUUCAACACCCCUGGCUGGGCGCCCGAAUUUCUCACGCCCCUCGCUGGGCGCCCGAAUUUCUCACGCCCCUCGCUGGGCGCUGAAGUUGCUGCUUGGCCUUCUGGUCAGGCGCAGCAGCCUCGGUGCCCGCGCAAAAGGAAAAUACGUAGCACAAAAAAUAUUCGUAAAAAGAAUUGCUACGAGGGCGUAAGAAAAGCACUCGAUUUCAAAAGCGACUCGUAAAAAAUUAAUAACUCUUUGCGUCGUUGUUAGGCCUCCUACGACGACAAUCCUCGGCACUAAAAACCGAACAUGCUAACAAUUAUGAAUGUCACACGGGCAAGGGUUUCGAAAAUCCAACGAAUGACCAAAAGAAAAAAAAACCAAAAAGUGUACCAACAAAAGAAAGAGUGAAAAACCAAUAGAGAGAGUCAAAGUCUAGACUAAAUAAUGCUUGAAACUUUGGGAACCUAAACUUUAGCUUAUCUUAUGCCUAGGACUGGUCCUGCCACUUGGUGCCGAUCAGGGAAUCAACGGUUAGUGCGUCUCGAAGAUACAUCGCCAAUAUCAGGUUUAGUGACUCCAAGCUCCGUCCGUCGUCCCUCAUUUCAAGGAUCUCCGCUUCCCAACCUCUAUUCGCACCUUCAAACAUGUCCAUCGAAGAUUUGCGAGACCAGAUGGUCCAAAUGACCCAACUUAUGGGCCAAUUGAAAAUGGAAAAUGAAGCUUUAGCUGCUGCGCAAGCCAAAAAUGACCUCGAUAACGAGAAGAGGAUUGAAAAAAUGGUCCUACAGCAAACCAUGGGGAUAAAAUACUUCUCCCUCGAUCCUGAACCUUUUUCCUGGCAAACUACCAGAAAAGUUCAGUUCAUCUGACUUACCAAAGUUCAAGGCCACGGACAAACCCCGUGAUCAUCUACUGAGCUUUGUGAAUGCCAUGAACUUGAAAGGCGUGGACAAGUCCAUGUAUUUACCUGCCUUUCCUUUGUCCUUGGAACCUGUGCCGCUCAAAUGGUACUAUCACCAGGACCCUACGCUCUUCCCCACUUGGGAAGACUUUGUCAAUGUCUUCAUCAAGCAAUACUCGUCGAACAUGGAUUUCCAAUUCACCAUGCGCGAGCUGGAAGUUCUCUUCCAAAAGAAAAAUGAGGGUUUCACGACCUACUUUGCUAGAUGGAGGGACCAGGCAGCCCAGCUAAUCAAUAGGCCUCCAGAAACAGAAUUGGUCCAAAAAUUCAUUGACAACCUGGACCCGGCUUACAGACAACACCUUAGGUACCUGGGACUUGACACUUUCAAAAGAGUUUAUGAUGUGGGAAUAAAGAUCGAGGACGACCUCGCCAAAACCAUACAAAGCAAACCCACAUAUAAAAACAACACCUAUAAUCGGGGUAACACAUCCCAAGCCCAAAAAGUCCAUGCUGUAGAAGAGACUCCCGCCCGAAGAAGCCAUGGAAGAUGGGUCCGAGACCGAAAGUUUGCCCCACUCGGGUCGACUUUGGUACAAACCUUUGAAAGACUAACCAAUCAAGGAAAGUUGAGACCUAUAGGCCCCACCCGUGACCCUCCUGUGAAGGGAAAAUAUUGGGUCGAAGGUACUUACUGCAAAUUCCAUCAAGGAAAUGGGCAUGACAUUGAAAACUGCUGGAAUCUAAAACAUACAAUCCAGGACAUGAUAGAGGAUGAAGUGAUACCUCUCCCUAACGUUGGCAAACCCAACAACAACAAGAGCCCACUCGGCUCUUGUCACAUCUCUCUCGACCAACCAGAGAACUUCGUCCCCACGGUGUACAUCACGCCUCAAGGUGCACCACUCGCUGUGGUCCCUAUAGAUCGAAUCGAGAGAGAAGUGUGCGGUGUAUGGGAUGAUGAUGCUGAAGAUAUUUACCUAUCUCAAGUGUCGGGCCAGGACCUCUUCACUGAAACUUGGCCCGGGUAUGCUCUCAUUGACACCACCCCUCAGGAGCCCAAGGUCGACAACCUCACCCGAUCCGGAAGAACAUACCAACCGGAUAUUCACCCACCUCCUAUGGACGACAUCCCAGUUAGGCAAACUCCCGAGAAUGGACGGCACGCCACCGUUGCAGAAGUCAUUGAAAAUCCUCUCUUGAAACAACUAAAAAGAACCAAGGCCGAGAUUACCAUCUGGGAUCUCAUGUGUACUUCAAAGGAAAAUCGCGAAAAGCUUAUUUGCUCACUCGACCUCAUCUCAGUACCUACAGAUAUCACACCUGACUCAUUGGUUAGCCAUGUCACGAGAGAUGCCGGAGAAAAGGCCAUAGUUUUCAAUGAUAAAGACUUGCCCAAAGAGGGGGGUGCUCACAAUAAAGCCCUUUAUCUAGUGGUUGGAUGCAAAGGACAAAACAUCCCCCUAGCGCUCGUAGAUAAUGGUUCGGCGGUUAAUGUCUGCCCAUUGCAAACCGCCCAUUGCUUAGGGCUAGGAAACGAUGACUUCCAAACCUCCAUGCAAGGGGUACGAGCUUAUGAUAACUCCCCAAGGCUUGUAUUGGGAAAAAUCAACCUUACCAUACAAACCGGGCCUGUGGCACGCACCACGGAGUUUCAAAUAAUCGACAUCAAGCCCACUUUCAAUCUCCUAUUGGGGCGACCCUGGCUCCAUGACUUAGGAGGUGUGGCUUCUACCCUGCACCAAAUGGUUAAACUUAACCAUAAUGGGGUAAUACUAGAAAUCCGCGCCCCUCCUCUCGACAUCAGUUGUACUAUGGUUGGAACGGCCGAAACUGCAGACGACCUUUAUGGGUUUCAAAUGAAAGAAGCAAUCCAGUUCAUUGAAGACUAUGAUCCAGCAUUCCUAGACCCGCAUGCAUCCCGGGUCAUCCCUAGAAUGCUGCUAGCUCAAGGUUAUUUCCCAGGAACCCCAUUGGGCAUAAGGAAGAAAAAUGCACAUUCCAUCCUUUUCCCAACAAAUCUACUCCCUUUGGCUUAGGCUAUGAACCAACGGAGGAAGAUAUUGCUAACCGCCUGUCUGGGCUACGCCUUAACAAAGCCAAACAAACCACCCUCCUUCCCCGUAUCAAAGGACCCUUAACGGGAUGUUCGUUCGGGAAGGAGAAGAACACCCAUGCUGUGAUUUCCCUGAACCCUUCGUUCAGGAUGGCUUGCUAAAACCCGGAUUUGAAAUUUUCCAUGACUGCCACACCUUGGAUGAGGCACCCCACCUCACCAAGACUAAAACAGCUGAAAUAUUGGACAACCAGGCUCUAUGGACAUUGUUUAACGAAUCGAGGCCUAUGGAGAACGAGACUGUGAUGACUACCCUAACUUUACAAGAUGAAGGUUUCGAUCCAACCCGGUUAAUCUCUCCUGCAUCAACACUAGAAGAGGUCGAGAACGGAUGGGUGAAGACAUAUCAGUGGGUCAAUGCAAAAGGAAUAGAAUUCAAGAUGAGUACCGGUAAAGGACCAACAUUUUACGAGACUAAACCCAAGGCUUGAGCCACAUAGAGCACCUUGAUAAAAAGUGCCUAGUAGUUCUUUAGAUUGGUAGAAAAAUAAUAAAGACUUUAGAUGGUCCUAAGACCCCUUAGAAUAUAGGUCAAGUUUAUUUCAGUGUGUUUUCCUUACUUUCCAAAUUAAUAAAGGCGUAAUAUUCCUAAAAAAAAAAAACUUUAUUUCUAACACUAAAAGAGCACCAAACGUACUUGCAAAGAGGCGGCCUACUCUAGGCCCAAUAAAACAAGGCCCACUCGGUCUUGAAUCGUGACAUCGAAAUUCAUCAAACCCCAAAAUCGAACCACAUUAUCAUAUUACCAAAACAUGAGGGUCUAACCCACGCAACCCAAAGAAAUCAAAAGGAAAUCAAAUUCAAAUAAUACAAAGGUUGCUCGAGAAAAAACUCAUAAAAAAUAGAGACCGCCUCCCGCAUCAACACGCACCUCAAUCCACCCAAAAAGCCUACACAAAGAUCUUCAUGUCUUCCACACCCUAACUCCAUUUUCAAAGCCGUUUCGAGUCACGGAUAGGAAAAAUUAAUCCGGACAAAAAUGCAUCUCACGCUAACAGUCAAAAAAGCCUCCGAAAUAGCCUCAAAAUCAAUUUUUAUACAAGUACAAAAGGCAUAGCACUAAAACGAAAAAAAAAGAAAUAAAUGCAAGAACACGUGAAGCAAAGCGUCAAAAACGACCGCCCAAGUCAUUUUCAGCGCCCAGGGCUGGGCGCCGAAAUCUUUGACGCCCCAGCCUGGGCGUUGAAACUCUCUGCCUGCCUAAAUUUUUUAGAAGUGCUCGUCAUUUUAUCCGCACAUAACGGAAAAAUAACGAACACUUGGGGGGUA